AUGAAUAGCCUGGUGUUACGUGCUGUGAUAAUUAAGAAUAUGGAAAAUGUUUACUGGCUAACUCUGAUUUCAGAAAUACAAGCAAGCAGCGUUCGAUUAAGUCCUUUUCGCUUCAAGUCCUUUUCGCAUCAGGAUCUUUCGACUAAAAGGAAGUUAUCAAAGUGCAAUUGUGGUCUUCCUCUUGCGCAAAGGACUUCAUUGACUCAUGAAAAUCCAGGUAGAAGGUUUAAAGCUUGCGAAUUUAAUAAUUUCGAGACAUGUGAGAAGGGUUGUGACUACUUUGAAUGGGUUGUUGAUGAAGAUAUUUUAGAGUGGCAGAAGGAUGUAACUAAUGUUCUACUAUCUGAAAAACAAAGAUUGGCUACAUAUAUGAAUGUUUUGCAGGCUAAGGUGGCUUGUAUGGAAAAUGAGAGGAGAAGGUUGAUUGAUGAACAUGAAACUUGAAGAACAAGAUGAUGAGGAGUAAGGAAGGUGUACAUAAACUCUGAUGAGGAAAAUUUAGGGGAAAAAUUUAGGGGAACAGAAGAGAGAGAAUGUGAAUUGGAGGGAAAAGGGAAAAAAAUAAAAGGGAGGGUGAUUUUUUUUAAGUCACGUGAUAGUCAUGGACUGGUCAACGCCGGAGUAAAAAAGUCAAACACCGGAAUUCGGCGUCAAGGUCCCUCUAGACAACAAAACAUACUUAUAAGGUCCUUUUCCACCACUUUGAACAUAUAAGGUCCUUCUAGACAAAAGAGUGAAAAUAUAAAUCCCUUCCAGACAAAUUUU
Chenopodium quinoa (quinoa) is the source of this 765-nucleotide messenger RNA. RefSeq lists its product as uncharacterized. The coding region runs from base 1 to 444 and encodes 147 amino acids. The record is from RefSeq and is a predicted model, not a curated record. NCBI's taxonomy places the organism in Eukaryota, Viridiplantae, Streptophyta, Magnoliopsida, Caryophyllales, Amaranthaceae. Gene Ontology annotation, molecular function: zinc ion binding. The transcript has 3 exons.